Messenger RNA from Sebastes umbrosus (honeycomb rockfish), 1545 nucleotides. RefSeq names its product sterile alpha motif domain containing 14 (gene samd14). The transcript has 11 exons. Bases 158 to 1402 code for a protein of 414 amino acids. Gene Ontology annotation, cellular component: dendrite; cytoplasm; postsynaptic density. The record is from RefSeq and is a predicted model, not a curated record. Lineage: Eukaryota; Metazoa; Chordata; Actinopteri; Perciformes; Sebastidae. Gene Ontology annotation, molecular function: actin filament binding. Gene Ontology annotation, biological process: neuron projection development; calcium-mediated signaling; actin filament organization.
GAGCGAAGCCCCGUGGAACCCUGGGAGACGCGGUCCUCCCUAACCGGCUGGUGGUGGAGGCAGAGAGAGAGAGAGAGAGAGAGAGAGAGAGAGAUAGAGAGAGAGAGGGUGACGUGCCAUGACAACCAUCAGAGAGAGAGAAAGAAACUGCUGAGUCAUGUCUGCCGGCCUGGACGACACAGACAACGUGUUCGACCUGAACGAGGUCCCAGAGACGGAGCUGCUGGACAACAGCAUCCAGAAGGGCCGCGCCCAGCUGUCUGUCAAAGCUCGCAGGCACCGCCCCUCCAGGUCCCGUUACCGUGACAGCGUGAGCUCCACGGAGGGCGACGACAGUCUGGAGAGGAAGGACAGUCCGCUGCACUCCGCCCGCUCACCUCUCCACCUGGCCAUGCGAGGCUCCUCCCCCUCUCCUGACUCCCUGCUGUCAGCUCGAAGCCCCGCCUUCUCCUUCGACACGUCACUGGUGCGUCGCUCUCCGGAGGAUGAAGGAGCGUCAUUGGCCGCUCCCCCGCGGGGGCGGUACCGCCAGCUGACCAACGCCACGUCUCAGGAGGCUCUGGUGACUCCCAGCAGCUCGCCGUCCAGGUCCUGCCCGUCCUCCGACUGCUCACGGGUCUACAUGAGGAGGAGCAGGAGGCCCGACAGCGAAGUGUUGGUUUCUGACUCCAGUCGGGACACGAGUCCGGCCGAUCCCGAAAGUCCGACCGUCGUCUUCGACAAGAAAACCAAGAGACGCUUCCUGGACCUCGGGGUGACUCUCAGACGUUCGUAUAUCCGGGUGAGGAAAGAUAAAUCCAACCGUCUCUCUGUGGGCAGCAGAGAGCCAUCUGAGAGUCCGUCUCGGUCUUCAGGAUCCUUCGUCCCGUUCUCCUGGUUCACUGAAGGUCGGGGGUCUCUGUCCUCGUCUGGGACUCCUCCUGGAUCCCCCAAAAUCCCCCCGAUGGGCUCCCCGAGACCCCGCAAGUCCCACUCCCAGGAGUCGGCUCUCAGCGAGGAGUUCUCUCCUCCUCACACCUCCUCCUCCACCUCUCCUCCCAUCGACUCGUCCUCCUCCAGAUCCUCCCAUCCGUACCACACCCUGUCCCAGUCCUCGGACGAGCCCUUCGAGGACCCGUCCAGUCUGGUGUCCUCGUGGACGACUCAGCAGGUCUGUCAUUGGCUGAGAGGACUCAACAUGGAGCAAUAUGUCCCAGAAUUCAGUGCAAGGGACGUGGACGGACAGCAGCUGCUGCAGAUGGACGGCAACAAGCUGAAGGCUCUGGGUGUCCUCAGCUCGUCCGAUCGCGGCGCUCUGAAGCGUCGCAUCAAAGAUUUUCACUCUGCAGCCGAGAAAGAGAAGAAAGCUCUGAGACAGAAAGAAAAACAACGAAGACGAGACAACGAACACCGCAGGAACUAACCUCCACCACCGGGGGGGGACAGAGGACAACGAGGGAGACAGAAGACAAAGAGGGGGGAGACAGAGGACAACGAGGGAGAGGACAACGAGGGGGAGGACAACGAGUGGGGGGAGACAGAGGACAACGAGGGGGGACAGAGGAC